Messenger RNA from Xenopus tropicalis (tropical clawed frog), 9357 nucleotides. It is a transcript of the gene hic2, whose product is annotated as hypermethylated in cancer 2. Gene Ontology annotation, biological process: regulation of signal transduction; intrinsic apoptotic signaling pathway in response to DNA damage; negative regulation of transcription by RNA polymerase II. NCBI's taxonomy places the organism in Eukaryota, Metazoa, Chordata, Amphibia, Anura, Pipidae. The transcript is spliced from 2 exons. The record is from RefSeq and is a predicted model, not a curated record. Gene Ontology annotation, cellular component: nucleus. The coding region runs from base 305 to 1936 and encodes 543 amino acids.
CUUCUUACUCCCGUGCCCUCCUAUCUGGUGUGCUGUUCUCUCCUCCAUGCCAACAAUCUCGCUACCUCUUCCCUCCCGUAUGCUCCGCUCCCCUGUGCCUUCCGUGUCCCUCCCUCUCGUACACUCCACCCUCCCUCUCUCUCCCCCUCACUCCCUGGCUCCUAUUCAUAUUGCAGGUCAGGGGUGAGUCCCCACGUCACGCUGGAAGAUGGCGGCCGGGCGGUUGUGAGAUGAGGAGCUCGGGUAGCGCUGACAGAGCCCCUCACAUGCAGUAAGGUGGGGAACAUCAAAGGAAACGGUGGAAAUGGAUCUGCCAAACCAUGCCAAACAAAUGCUGCUUCAGCUGAAUCAGCAACGAGCCAAAGGUUUUCUUUGUGAUGUCAUCAUCGUAGUGGAAAAUGCCCUGUUCCGAGCCCACAAAAAUAUAUUGGCUGCCAGCAGCAUGUACUUUAAAUCCCUCGUACUCCAUGACAACCUGAUUAACCUGGAUACAGACAUGGUUAAUCCAGCUGUUUUUCGGCAGAUCUUGGACUUUAUUUACACCGGUAAACUCUUAACAUCCGACCAGCCAGGAGAGCAAAACUUUAACGCUCUUCUCACUGCAGCAAGCUACCUCCAACUGCAUGACUUGGCAGCUCUUUGCCGAAAGAAACUGAAGCGUGCUGGAAAGCCAUUUAUUGGUAAACUUGGGGUUCCUAGUAUAGGUCGAGUUGGGAGAAGACUCUCUGCCCCUUUUGGCCACAUGCGCUAUUCAGGAUCUCCAGAUGGCGGCAAACUCUCCCAGACAAAGGAGCUUUCCAAAGUCACAGGACCAGAAGAUGAAGUCUUUGCUGCCUCCAAACAGGAAAACUGCCAUUCAUUAAAUCGAGGUACAAGUAGCAACAGCAGCCUCAAUAAUAGCACCAAUGGUAGUGACCAGGAACUUGGCCUUGAUCUUUCUAAAAAAAGCCCUUCCCUUCCUGUACAAGAUGAUGCUUUGCAAGCAGACAGCCGUGCAGGUUCUCCCCAGUCUGCCUCAGCAUCUGUAGCCAACAGUGCCUCUUAUGAAGAUUUGGACCUCCAAAAAAAUAACUGUGAACCAAUGGAGUUGGAGGCAGGGGAGGAGAACAACUCUGACAUAGGGCCAAAGAAACUCCACCGCCAUGCUUCACGGAAAAAGGAAUGGAUGAGGAUUGAAGGGGACAAGUGUGCAGAAGAUGGGGGCGAGACAAUGCCAAAUGGUGUUAUUGUUGGCCCAUUGUCAAAAGAAAGGAACCUGGGUGGAAUUUAUGGUUCAGAACAGAAUUUCCAGUGCAAAGAUGAGAUUGAAAAUGGCAAGGAUAACAGUGAUGAGAGUGGACACAGUGAGAGUGAGUGCAGCGGUCAUCAGAAUGCCAAUUAUAUAUAUCGGCAAGAAGGGUUUGAGACUGUACCAUUUGGAGACAACCUAUAUGUCUGUAUCCCUUGUGGUAAAGGUUUUCCUAACUCAGAGCAGCUAAAUGCACAUGUUGAAACACACACCGAAGAGGAGCUAUAUAUCAAAGAGGAGGAUUCCUAUAGUAAAGAGGAAGCAGAGGACCUGUCCACUCCCAAUGCUGCCUUCCCUAAUGAGCCUCGCCCCUUUAAGUGCUCAGUAUGUGAGAGAAGCUAUAAGGAUCCAGCAACUUUGCGACAGCAUGAAAAAACUCAUUGGCUGACCCGUCCCUUCCCCUGUAACAUAUGUGGCAAGAUGUUCACACAGAGGGGCACUAUGACCCGCCACAUGAGGAGCCAUCUUGGCCUAAAGCCCUUUGCUUGUGAAGAGUGCGGAAUGCGCUUUACCAGGCAGUACCGACUGACAGAGCACAUGCGUGUCCACUCAGGGGAAAAGCCCUAUGAAUGUCAGCUCUGCGGGGGGAAAUUCACCCAGCAGCGCAAUCUGAUCAGUCAUCUGCGUAUGCACACUUCCCCAUCAUAAACCAAAGACUCCUGUGACAUCCUAAGAAUGUGCUUCUCUCAUGCGUGCACACACACCAACCAAUUUACCUUCCUUAUGACUUGCUGCUUUAAGGGUACUCUGUUUUCCAGUUUGGUCGUAUGAGAGGUGGAGUGGUGUAACAUCUCCCCAAAGCUUUAACUUUUAUCGAACGACCAUGGCAUUUCAUCUUAUGGUACAGAAGAAGCCAAUGAUAUGUGCUGCACCUUGGCUUCCAUCCAUGAAGAGCAAAUGAUUUUUGGCACGAAAUCUCAAUCACCCUCCAGUUUAGCCCAUUAAUUCACUUGGCAUCUACACAUGAUAAAAUAAUUUAAAAAAAUCUUCUACCUAAGAAAUGACUACACCAUGCCAGUAUGAGGCUUAAAGAAUUACUGUUAGCUCUUAUUUGAACCUGGGAGCACUCAAACAGUACAUUUUUUUUUAGUCAGGCUUUUAGUGGAGAUUGGAGGGAUGAUUGGGCAGGUUGAAUGCAUUAGGCCUGUUGCACGUAUUCCAAUAACCUGCAUUUUUUCUCUUCCUUGCCCUGGCGUUGCCUACAUUAGUCCGGCCUUAAGAGGUGCUGGCCUCCUACUUUAAUCCGUGAAUGAAAACCAAGAAACCUCACAAAUCCCUUUCCUGGUUACCACAGAGAGAAUCUUGAUUGGUUCAUGCCAGUUUCUGUCUGAUGAGGAAAAGACAAGUGUCUGGCGGGCUUUUUCACAGGGCUCUCGUGGUAUCUAAUGGCUGUGAAUCUUUUGCAUGCUCUCUUUUUGGUACGCCUCCUUACUACAACUGUUCACCACAUUAACUGAAGAUUUCAGCCACAGUUCUACAAAACUGGUUGGCAGGGAGUUUGGUUUUUCUCUCCCUCAUGUUCUACUUUCCCCUCACUAAUAGGUACUUGUUUCUGUGUGUUUGGGAUUAGAGGAGGUAAAUAUUACUAAAUCUGUGAAUUAUUUCAACUGGAAGAUUUUUUUUUUUUUCCAAUUUUAAUUAGGGUCCAGUUUCUUGUUUUCCUUUUUUCAUUUUGCUCCAGGCUUUUCAAAAGCAGUGGUGAUUAGGAAUUUCAACAAAUUAUCAUAUCCUCUUCUUUAGAGGCUUCUAAUAUUUGUUUCCUUAUUUUGUGAAGUUUUGCGAUUUGGGGUGUAACGGCAUAAAAGCAGGUUUAGAAAUAAUACUCCUUUUGAAUCUAUAUUUUGCUCUGUUAUUUUGCUUGCACCCAAAAUCCAAGUGCUUAAUCACUUCUCAAUGGCCCUAGAAGGUACUCUAGGUGUGUGCGCGCUCAUGUCCGCCUGGCUCAGAGAGAACUGUAUAGUAGACUGGUCAUUUUUGCUACCUCUUGAAUUCUUGGUAAUGUAACUUUUUCAAGACUCUUUCAAGUAGAUCUUGAUGUAAGUUUUUUUUUUUUCUUCUUUUUGUAAGUACUUGUAUAAAUCUAGGACAUUUUAAAUUAAAUUUCAAGGAUAAAAAAAAAAAAAAAUCAGGAAAUUACUCUCCCCAACUUUGGCCAUCACAGCUGCUUAACCCGUUAAACUGCUGCAUGUUAUAUGCCCCUAUAAGUUUUUUUUUUUUUGUUUUUUUUUUACCAUUGGCCCACUUAAGCAGAUUUUUACCAAAUGUUUUGGGUGAUAACAGUAAAGUUCUAAAAGAUAACCCAAAGAGCAUGUGGCAGGACAAUUACUUUACCUGAAAAUGAUCUGGAUGAUUUAACAGGGGUGGUAGUAGAGUAGAAAGUUUGCUGUUAGGUUCAUGGUAAAUACGCACCAGAAUCAUAGCUGCCAUUUGUAAUAACAUUCUGUUGGAUCAAAGUGGUGUAAACUUAAGUGAUAGGCAGGUUGGAAGGAAUAAAAACAGCAUUAUCCUAAAAAUUUAACUGAAGAGUAAAAAUGUGUUGUAAUUAGUGGGUGGUAUGUGGUGUAUGGUAACUCUUUUGCAGUGCUAGGAAGGGGGGAUAUGUUUACAUUUAUGAGGGAGUAGGCUAUUACAAGAGCAAUAGCAUGAUUAGGUAAUUUGAUCACUGCAAGAGGUGGGUCACUUCCUAUUGGUGAUGCGAACUGGAAGCACCAAAAGUAGCUGUGGAGUCACAAUCAUAAGCUGGGUAAUAAUUACUGCUGCCAUAUAUUUUUGGCUUGCAAUGAUUUGUGUGCCAUGGCCUUUAAAUUGAUUUAAAUCGAACUAAAGCUCAGCCAGGAUUAACUUACCUAUACCAGAGAGAUGGUGGUUUGGAUAAGUUAAGGGUAUAUUCUUUCACAGCGGAAGACUAGAAAAUUUUGAUAGCUGUAUAUCGAUUACUGCAACUUUUUUUUUUUUUUGUUAAUUUAGAAUAUAACCAAAGUACAACCUGUCUAAAGGUGCCAAAAUAAAAAACAGGCAUCCGUAUGAUCCCAACAAUGGCCUGUCGUGAAUCUCACACCUCAUUCUCCCCCCACCCUUAUCCUACUGGCAUUAUCUGUGCAGGCCACAGGUGGAUCAGUGCUUAAUACAAUUAUAUUCAUCCAGUAGAGAAACAAAAGUUUACAUUUAAUUUUCUAAAUAAUAAAAUCAUUUUUUUUCUUGACCAAAAAUUAAAGGAAUAGAAUAGGUUGCUUUUAGUAGCUUUGUUAAUGCCACUUCCAUUAUUAAAGAGGGCAAAUCCCACACAAGGCUUGGUUGUUCUUAAGAAACUUUAACUCUUUAGUCACCUGUAGUUUGUGGGAAAAAAACCCUAUGUCCACGGUUUAUAAGUUCCUUUCAGCACUUUAAAUUUCUGUACUUUAAAAUACUAAGGAGAGGCUGGAAAAAUGCUGUAAUAGUAUUAGACCUAAAAAUCAGGUUAAAGGCAAUAGCUUAAAAUACAUUAUAGUGUGGGAUUGUACUUUUAAAUCUCAGCCCCUUUUAUUCAUCCACACCUUUCUGUCACCAGUGAACAUGAUUCAUGGGUAAUAAUUUGGAUACUUUAUCUGCAAAUGCUCUCUGCAGUCCAUGAAAAGUUCCAAAUGGGGCAGAACUAGCUGCUUUUGCCUGGUUUGCAUAACCAUUAGCUCCCAAAGAUUUACUCCCGCCCCCCCCCCCCCCAGACUUUGUUAAAUCCAUGAUGUGUAGGGAAACAUGUUUCUAUUCUAAGCUCAGAGCAGAAAGUAUACAAUUAUUUUUCACAUCUGGCCAGUGUUUUGUGUAUAGGGGCAGCUUUGCGUUGUCUAUAACAUUACAUGCAUUUUUUUAUUUUGUUUUUUUAAUUUUCAAGGCCAUUAGUACAUGGGACAGCUAUAUUCUUGGCUGCCCAUUGGAGAAAAAAAAGAUUAUGGGAAUUGCUAUGGUUGUCCUAUUAACAUUAUUGUGAGAUCAUUGGUUUAUUCCAUUGUUUUCAGAUUUUUUUUCCUGUUAAAAUGUAGCCUGGCUGUCUUUCUCAGGUAACUUUUUAAUCUUAUUUAACUUGAAACCAAUUGCAGAUGACAAAUAUUAGAUUUUCUUUGGGGGACAAAACUGGUAGAAUAUAAGCCAGGAUUUUUCUUUUCUGUAGUACUUCCCAAUUGAACCAAAAAGUCUCUUCCCGAUUUGCAUGCAGUGAGCUUGGGUUACUUUAUAGCAGCAUAGCCAAUUGCUCCCUUCCGACAAAGGAGAACUGCACAUUUGCCUGUAUACAUUAUAAACCUGACCCCCUGUAUACUAUGCUUUUGUUAGGCCUAUUUUUUUUUUAUAUAUAUAUUUUUUUUCUCAGCACUUAAUAUCGACACAAAGUCUGUGUAUAGUUGAGUAUUGUAUAAUUUUUUUUUUUUUAAUAUAAAACUCGCUGUGUAGGAUUGUGUUCUAUAGAAUGAUUAUAAAGGAAAAUACAUUUCCAAACUGUGACAACAUGAAUAAUAUUUCUCAAACUUCAGGGACUGGCUACCUCUGGGCACCAAACCUUCAGCCACAUUUCUAUGACAUAGUAUUGUAUCAAACAUUUUUUCUGUAUUUUAUGAGAAAAGCAAAACACUAGUUUCAUAAUAAAAACAAAAAAAAAGAGUCUUGGGACCUGGGUGUAGGGUUCAAGGGAUGUGGGAUGGUAUUCUGUGUACGUGGAUCCUGCUGUAAAAGGAGAAACGCACCAAUUUCUAAAUAUAAAAGGACAGGCAGUUAACCGCUUGUUUAGUUCCUGAAUUGUGUUGUUUUUUUUUUUCGGAAUAACAGGAAAAAUAAACAUUUUUAAGAAAUGUAAAAACAAUGUAUUAUAAAACCAGAAGGAGGAAAAAAAACAGAAAAAUGUAAGAAAAAAAAAAAAAAAAGCUUAUACCCAAAUCCAUAAACUAUUUUUUAAACCAAAGCACAUUUUGAAGAAACCAAGUGGGCUCAGAAAAUAACUAAUGGACUAUUUAUAUUUAUCACAUUGUUUACAUAAACCUUUGCAGUUUCAGACCUCAGCAUCAGGCCAGUCAAAAUUAAUGUGCCAUUUUCCAGGGACUCAAAUGAUUUUCUACUUAUGUCUUAUUUCUGUUUCUAGUUUGUCUUGCUUUUUCUUGGCUUGCAUGACUUGGUGAGUAAUAGCUAAAAAAAAGAUAAAUAUAUCAGAACGUUUAAUGUUUUUGUCCAGGGCACUGAACAUUUUUUUUUUUUUUUAAGUGGGUGGUGCAAAAUUAAGAAAUAACUGACUUUUUCAGUGCUGUGGCUAUAGUUAGAAUGAUGGAAAAACUUUAUACCCAGGUUAUUAGGAGUUCAUUAAAAAAGCUUUACCAAAAAAAUUUGUACUAAAUGUGCAAACAAUGUUGUAUGAAUAGUUGUAGCAAGGCUGAAUGAACAGCUACAUUCUGUCCAAACAUAGAUGUCACCUUUUGUGUGUUGUCUGCUUGCCUUUUUGUUGUCUUCAGGAAGUAAGGUCAUUUACUUUUCAGUCAGCAGCAAUGUUAUAUUGAAGAUGCAGUUUUAGUAACAAGGGAGCUUAGGGAAAGGAUCCUUUUAAAGUGUGACUACUCCUUUAAUAGUGAAGGGAGUUGGCUAUAAACCUAUCCUUGAGGGUUGGCUGGUACUCAUGGACCCUAAGGGCUUGCACACAUCUGUUUCCUAUACGAGUUUACUUGGUUGGAGCCUUUGAGAGAGGAUAUCUGUAAGCACAACCGCUUGCAUUCUCAAAAUAUGCUGCAACAUUGACACCAUUGUGCAAGUGGGCAUGCAUGCAUUCUUUUGCUCAAAUAUACUUGCGUUAAAAACCGUUGAGCAUGAUGCCUAAAAACUAUUGGUCUGUUUUUCUAACCCAUCAGAUCUUUGCUUUAAAUAUCUUAACUUGCAGCAGUCUAACACACUGGUUUUAUUUAAUGCUUGUUAGUAAAUUAGCCAUGUUUUCUCUGUGCUGCCUAGUAUAUUUAGGUUAAACUUCUACGCCAGGUUACUUGCCACCCUUCUAGGAAGAACCGGAAUUUUCCCUCAGGUUUAUGUGCCUGUAUUCUUUCUCAUGCUAAAAAAUAUGCAUUGUAGCUCUUUUCCAACUCCAAUGAGGGUUUUGUUCUAGAUAAUACUCAAUUUCCAGUUGUAGAUUUUCAUAAGGAAAGAUGAAACAGCCUGCACUUCCUCCACUCAUUGAAGCUACAUUAGAUGUAUCAGUUGGGGAGGGGUUAAAAAUAUCCAGGAAUUGGGUGAAAAGGUGUCUUGUUUAUCAUUUUAUGUUAGUGGUGUGUUUUGUCUGACCCCUGGAAAAUAUGCUAUUAAUUUUGCCUGGUCUUCAAAAACUUAACAAAGAUGGUGCAGAUUUUUGCAGUGUUCUUAGUGUUUCACUUUGUAUGUGCAGUUCUGAAUGUAUUUAUUUCAUGACACACCUGUGUGAUGAUUGGUUAUUAUGGUGGGUUUAAAUGACUGUCAAAAGCUUAACUCCUUUUCUGCAUUAAGGUCUCAGCAAUACCUCUCUUGCGGUGAAAGGAUUAGGCUUAAAGGUGGGGUGCACGCAGGGUUAAACGAUUUUCCUAUCACUGGGCCUGCAAGUACACAGCAAGGUUCCAGUGAAUGUGGAAGAGUUUCACAAAACAAGAUUUCAGUUUAAAAAGUAAUAAAAAAAAAUAAAGAAAACAAAAAAAAAAAAAACCGGAGUAUCCUCAGAGACUUUAAAUAGCCAUAAAUCCACAAACAGGACUUUCUGUAGCUCUUCUGUUUCAUACUGGAGAUCUUCUGCAAUUCUUUUUUGUUAUAUUUAAUGUUACAUUGUCAUUGACUUCAUUUGAUAUAAAUAUAUAUAUAUGUGUAUGUUUUUUCCUGCAAGAUGUCACCCUUUCCCCUUUCCUUAUGACCACCCUGUUCUGCAUAUGCAGAAUGUUGUGAUAGUUUCCUCAGCAAUUGUGAAGCAGAAGGUUAGACUGGAGAAUGUUUGAGCAGUGAGGGAUACAGUUUUAUGUUGGAUGGACAGAGCUAGAACCACUCCUCUUUAUUUCAGAUACCAUAGUUCAUAAUUUACAGCAUUGUUAGCGAGGCUUAGCACAGAGUUAUCACAGGGUUUUUAGGGAGCAAUAGUCUGCCAUAACCUACUUGAUGACAUGUUUAUGAUCUCAACCAACCACAUAAGUGUCUGAAGCCCACCAUAAGGCUUGGUAGGCAGGUUUUGUAGCUGAUAUGGAAUAUGUAAUAUCACUUUUCUUAAUCUGGUAUAUGGGCAACUAGAUUAUCCGAAAGGCAUUUUAGCCUGCAAAAAGAGAGGCUUGAUUCUUUAGGCCGUGCACCAAAACUGGUUCUGAGUGCCCCCCCCCCCCCCCCUAGAGAAAACACUUGUAGACAAUGGUAGCUGAGUUGGAGUCUUCUUUAUACUAUGCAGGGCACCAGCGUUAUGCAUGACUGGUAUGUGUACGUGAUUCUUGGAAAGAAAAGGAGGGUUACACCUGUCUGGCUUCCAGGAAUCUUGCCAAGGAGGCACCCUCUUGUGUAACAGUUCACACUGUUUACAGAUAAUGAAUCACCCGCCAGAGUGCAGCAUGUUUAAUAAAGUCAUUGUAAAUAGCACUAAUUAUCCAUAAAUAAAAGAGUGAAUAGGCUUAAGCCUGUAGUAGCGAGGUUGCCUUUCAACUUGCUGUGUGCCAGAAUUAAUUGUAUUGUAGUACUCUAAUUGGUCUUGAUUAUUUUCAUCAGCUUUUGGUCUUGGGGAUAUCGGCAUUCUUUUGAGCUGUGCUUCUUGCUCUCUCCAUCCUUGGCUUAAUAUAUCAAUGAAGAUUAGGGGGUGGCAUAUCUCAGGAUUACAGCAAACUGGAAAAUUGUCUGUUAGCCUCUUUGUUACUUCUGUCCCAGUCCUACCUCCUGCUUUGUGGUGCUGUAGAGAUCUCCUCAUGAACUUUAUAUUCAGGUCAGACUGCUCUUUAGAGCAGAUUAAGUGUCAUAUUAAAGAAGAUACAGAAGAUUCUGGUGAUCUGAACAUUCGAGAAACUUUCAGUCUUAAUGUACAGUGAUGAAAAACUGUUAUUUUAUGAUCUUUUCAUUAAAAAGCUUGAUUGAAAACA